Hypoxylon trugodes is the source of this 1342-nucleotide messenger RNA. Its product is annotated as NAD(P)-binding protein. The record is from RefSeq and is a predicted model, not a curated record. Gene Ontology annotation, cellular component: intracellular anatomical structure. Gene Ontology annotation, molecular function: oxidoreductase activity, acting on NAD(P)H, oxygen as acceptor. The transcript is spliced from 2 exons. The coding region runs from base 282 to 1136 and encodes 284 amino acids. NCBI's taxonomy places the organism in Eukaryota, Fungi, Ascomycota, Sordariomycetes, Xylariales, Hypoxylaceae.
CGAAACUCUUGACUUCGUAAUACUACGCUCGGAUUCGACACUAGGAUGGUGACAAUAGGGAUUCAUCUGCAUACUACGUCAUUACCGUGGGUAUGCGACAGCUAGUAUCGGGCUUUAAAGUCUUAACACCGAGGAUAUUGGAGCUUUAUCCCCUCAAGACUCUUCGUAUAAGAACCUUGGAUUGCAUGAGGGUAUUUGAGUAUUGCGUCUUCAUUCUAAUAUAAAUUAAUUUACACCCAAACCCAUUUGUAUCAAUAGAAAAUAUCAGAUCAAACGAAACUAUGUCCACGAUAUUCAAGAAAGCCAACACAGCCGUUAUCACAGGCGGCGCAUCCGGGAUCGGUCUCGCGCUGGCGCAGAAGUGCGUCGGCUACGGUAUGCGUGUUCUUGUUGCGGAUUGGGAUGCUAAAGGGUUAGAGGAUGCGGCAAAGAGUCUUGGGUCUGGCGUCAGCACGGCGAGGGUCGACGUUAGUAAGGUUGAGGAUUGGGGGGAGUUAAAAGGGAGGGUGGAGAAGGAGUUUGGUGGCCAGAUCAAUCUCCUAGCCCUAAACGCCGGCAUCGGGGCCCGAACCGCCUUUGAGGGCGCCGAGGCGGAUCCGUCGAUCUUUCGGAAGGUCCUUGAUGUCAAUUUCUUCGGCAUCGUGAAUGGUGUCUCCACAUUCCUUCCUUUUAUCAAGGAAAAGGCAUCAUCCUCUUCGGACUACCAGUCCGCUAUCGUCAUCACGGGUUCUAAGCAGGGUAUCACGAACCCACCGGGCAACCCGGCGUACAACGCUAGUAAAGCGGCUGUUAAGUCGCUAGCUGAACAACUGAGCUACGAUCUGCGCGCGCAGAAGAAUAUCAAUGUGCAUAUUCUUGUCCCCGGAUGGACGUGGACGGCGCUCGCGGGCGCGGCGUCGGGAAGGGCGAAGCCAGAGGCCCCGUGGACACCGGCGCAGGUUGUAGAUUAUCUUGAAGGGAAGAUGAGAGAGGGUAAAUUCUGGGUCCUGUGUCCGGAUAACGAUGUAGAUGAGGUGACAGAUAAGAAGAGAAUGUUGUGGAGUGCUGGUGAUGCGGUGGAGGGGAGAGCGCCGUUGAGUCGCUGGAGGGACGAAUUUAAGGGGGAGUUUGCGAAGUGGAUGGAGAAGGAUUUGUGAGAUGGAACUAUAAGGCUUGCCUUAGGCUUCUAUACCAUGAUUAUGUUAUGAUGGUACGUCGGGCUUAAUAUAUGGAGGGCUAGAUAUAAGGGCUAUCACGUCUCACGAGUUAGCAUACUAGCUACGGAUACGAAUGGGAUUUAUCGUAAUCAGAUUUCCAUUGCGAAGUUAGCUCUUCGUGCUGUCAUGACCUAAACGCCUAACUA